This is a messenger RNA of Closterium sp. Naga37s-1, 1989 nucleotides long. The record is from the annotation of a GenBank genome assembly. NCBI's taxonomy places the organism in Eukaryota, Viridiplantae, Streptophyta, Zygnematophyceae, Desmidiales, Closteriaceae.
AUGGAGGAGCGAUCUCUCGAAGCCGAGCUUUUGAUCGUCUCGCUCGGAGCGCCGCCGUCGUUCGCGCUACGGCAUCGCGAGCUACAUUCGCGAAAACUCGCUUGCGAUAGUGACGGGCUUAGAGGUUCAAGAGACAUCAGGUCAGGCGAACGGCCGUUAGCCGCGCUAGCCUCCGUAGUUACGCUCAUCAGCGCGGGCAGGUAUGCCGCCGCGCUGGAGCGCGCAUCCUCCGCGCUCGCGGUCCUCCCCCCCGCGGAGCAGCUGGCGGAGGCGGUGGGCACGAGCUCGCGGAACCAGCCAGGGGAAGCCGCCGCGGGCGCAGCGGCGGCGGAAUCGUUUUUCCGCGCAGUGCGGGGGAGGAUCGGCGCGCUGCUGACGGAUCUGGGGAGAAAGCCCCCGUCGGGAAGCGGGAAUGGGGAGAAGGAGGAGGGGGAGGAAGAGGUCGAGGGGGUUAGCGAGUGGAGCGGGGGAGAGAAGGCGCUAAUGGUGCUGAUGAUGGGGGCGGCGAGCCUCUGCCUCUUCGUGCAGGCCAACGUUAGCGGUCCCGAGCCUUCUGCAGUCCCGACCCUCCCACUCAGCCCACCACAUACCAACAGCGACACAUCAGCAGCCGCACACGACACAUCAGCAACCACGUCAGCACCUGCCAGCCACCCCGCGUUCCUCGCCAGCGAGGCGGCACGCGUGGCACUGAGCAAGUGGUGCCAGGUGGAGCUCAUGACAGAUGGUGCUGACGUCACUGGCAGAUGCCACCUCCCCCAGUACCUCCUGCUCGCCCGAUCCCUCCUCCUCCCCCCUCUCUUCCCACUCCUCUUCCCCUCCCCUUUCUCCACCUCCCCCUCCCUUUCCUCCUCCUCCUCCUCCUCCUCCUCCUCUCCCUCUAUCAAACCUUCUGAAGCCUUCUCCCCCUCCCUGCUGCCGCCCUCCUGGCCCUGGUGGGCGGCGAGGGUUGUCGUUAUUCACCAGAGGGUGCUACAGGAGCGGUCUCCCUCCCUCCGCGCCCUGCUGCUCCCGUGCACUGUUCACCUGGGAGAGACGCUGGGGAGGAAAGAUGCCGUGAAAUGGGCUUACUUUAGAAAAGAGGAGGAGAAGGAGGUGGAGGCGGAGGGUGGGGAGAAGGAGAGGGGAAAGGAGGGGGAAGGGGAGGAGGAAGUGUGUGUGCGGGUGGCAGCACUAGUGCAUCUGGAGGCUGGGAUGAUGGAGAUGGUCUAUGCACACGUGGACACUGCCAGGUGUGUGUGCCUGACACGUGGACACUGCCAGGUGUGUGCCUGCCACGUGAACACUGCCAGGUGUGUGCCUGCCACGUGGACACUGCCAGGUCGACCCCAAAGCCCAGCUCAUGCUGGCAGCGACAAGAAGCGAUUCCCUGAAGAGAGGAAAUGGGGUGGUGCUAUGCUACAGGCCUUCAUCCCCCCCCCCCUGCAUUCACAUAUGCUCUUCCCAAUUUUCUUCCCAACUCUUCUUCCCACGGGAUGCACACAGGUCGAUCCCAAAGCCCAGCUCGUGCUGGCCGUGACAAGAAGCGAAUCUCCAAAGGAAGGAGGUGGGGCGUUGCUGAGCGACAGGGCAUCAGCCAGGGAUGGGACUUGUGGGGACGGGCAAGGGCAGCAAGGGGAGGAUGGAGAGAAGGGGGAGGGGGGGGAAGCGAAGGCGGAGGAGGAAGGGGAGAGUAUGGAGGAGUUGGAGUGUUUGUUCGAGCCGGAGAGUGACGUGCUUCUGGCACCCCGGCUUGUGGAAGGAGGGGGUGGUGGGGGUGAGAUCGUGGCAAAUGGGGGUGAAAAGGAAGAGAAGCAGAGUGCUGUCAAUGGUGGCACGCGUGGUGUGCUGAGGGGUGUUGAGCAGGCGGCAGUGCUGGCGAUGGCUGUUGAUACUGUGAAGCAAAACGCUGCUGAUGAGCUGAGAGGUGAGUGGGAUGGCCUUUCAGGCGUUGGAGAAGAAGGGUGGGGUUGGGAACGGCGGGGUUUGGGGGGAAGGGAGGGGUAUUGA